AUGUCUUUUCAAAUGCCCGUUGAAGCUUUGACAAUGUUUCGAAAGCAGAUUUCUGGGUCUGAUCUGAGUCUGGACAAAACAUGUAUUUUCAUCUCGGAAGAGACCAGUCCAUGCUCAGUUUCAGGAAAGUUCAAUCUUUCUCUGGCCCAUGAGACCUCCUUUAAGAGCAUCAAGGUGAGGCUGCGGGGAACCAUGGCAAUAGCGCUCGAAGGAAUCCUGGGCACGGAGAACCGAGAGCAACUCACAUUUGACCAACACCAAGCGCUAGCGUCUUCAAAAACCAACUUCCGAAUGCCGCCCGGUGACCAUUCAUUCCUGUUCGAUAUCCCACUUCCAUGUAAAUUAUUGGAAACAGUCACCGGCCCGAAGCAUCAAUUCCACACGUACAGGGUAGAUGUUAUCCUUGAACGACGCCUCAAAAGCGACUUGGUGGUAUCACAGCCCAUUAGGAUUUACCACAUCUCCGAUUUUAACUCAAGUUACCUCAGGCCAUAUUGUCCACUGACACUUGAAGGGCAUACAGACAAAGGCAUUCAAUAUUGUGUUUCGAUCAACGACCGAAAUGUACCAUUUGGCUGUUCAUUCCCCGUGGAAUGCUGGUUUGCGCCCUUGUCAAAGGAAAUCAGGCUCAAUUCUGUUACGAUCAAAGUGAUCGAGAAGCAGACCGUAAGACUUGAAGCGACAGCCUCGGAAUCAGUGCGACACAACAUCCACUUCCUUACAGAAGCGCAUAGCCAAACAGUGUUCUCCGAGAGUCUUGAUUUUGCCCAGGGAGAACAAAACCCAGAAGACGACUCGGAUAUCGAAUGGCGGUUCACGCAACCAGUGUGUCUACCAAAGAGCUUGAAUGCUUGCUCACAAAGCAUCUCAAACAAGUACAUCAAAAUCAACCACGAGUUGGUGGUCACAGCGCAGUUUAGCAAUGGAGCCGAGCAGAAGGCAAGCCAGCUUAAGUCGGUUUUGCCUUUCAAGAUCUACAUGACACCACAUAUAACAAGCGACGGCUCCUCCGUCGACGGGCAAGACAUGCAGCACAUGCACAGCAGUCAAUGUCCACCCCCAGCCUAUAUCGACCACUACUCAGAUCUUGUCGUUCCAGAUGUCGCUGAUGCAGAAAUAUUUGAACAUCCCAUGCUUACGGAAAUUGCUUCUCCUCGCUCGUCCAGUGAGCAAAGCACGCCUAUUCUGGCGGUGCCACCCGCACCCCUUUACGAACUGGCUGUCUAG
Penicillium salamii is the source of this 1227-nucleotide messenger RNA. The record is from the annotation of a GenBank genome assembly. Lineage: Eukaryota; Fungi; Ascomycota; Eurotiomycetes; Eurotiales; Aspergillaceae.